Molecule: messenger RNA, 2205 nt
Organism: Geodia barretti
Lineage: Eukaryota; Metazoa; Porifera; Demospongiae; Tetractinellida; Geodiidae
Source: the annotation of a GenBank genome assembly
CAGACCAGAUACUUGAAGGCUGAACGACAACCAGCGCGACGCCGUCACCGCGAUGACGGCCCGCUGCUCAUCAUCGCAGGCCCCGGCAGCGGCAAGACCCGCGUCAUAACGCACCGCAUCGCAUAUCUCGUGCGCGUCGUCGGCAUCUCGCCAUAUCGCAUCGCCGCCGUAACAUUCACGAACAAGGCAGCCCGCGAGAUGCGUCAGCGCCUCGUCCCAUUGCUCGGGCAGGCGGCGGAGCAGCUCACUACUACUACCUUCCACGCCUUCUGCGCCAAUGUGCUGCGGCGAGAGGGUGAGCACAUCGGCCUCGACCGCGACUUCGUCAUCUAUGACGACGCCGAUCAGAUGGCACUGGUCAAGCGCGCCCUCAUCGAGCUUGAGCUUGACCCCAAGCGCUUCCCUCCGCGCUCCAUCCUCUCCGGCAUAUCAAGCGCGAAGAGCGAGCUUCUGGGCGUUGAAGGCUUGGCGCACCGCUCCGCCAGCUACUGGGAUGAGAUUGUAGUCCGCGCCUACGAACGCUACGAAGACCUGCUGCGCCAGUGCUCCGCCGUGGACUUCGACGACCUGCUCCUCAAGACCUACCAGCUCUUCGACCGCGUGCCCGACGUGGCGCAGAAGUAUCAGGAACGCUAUGUCCACUUCAUGGUUGACGAGUUCCAGGACACGAAUGUGGCGCAGUACGCCAUCUCCAGGCAGAUGGCGCGCCACCACCUGAACAUCUGCGUCGUGGGCGACCCCGAUCAGUCCAUCUACACCUGGCGCAACGCCGACAUCCGCAACAUCCUCAGCUUCCAGGACGACUACCCGAAGGCGAAACUCAUCGCCCUUGAAGAAAACUACCGCUCCACACAGACGAUCCUCGACGCCGCACGCAGCCUCAUCGCAUCCAACACGCAGCGCGUUGAGAAGGACCUCUGGACGCGCAACGGCUCCGGCGUCCCCAUCGUCAUCGCAGAGGGAUACAACGAGGAGGAGGAGGCACAGUUCGUCGUCAGAGAGAUACAAAGCCUCACGCGCAAUCAGGAGGCGGUCCUGGGCGACAUCGCGGUGAUGUACCGCGUGAACGCGCAGUCGCGCGCGCUGGAAGAGGCUUGCCUCCGCUACGGCGUGCCGUAUCAGGUCGUGGGCGGCAUGAAGUUCUACCAGCGUCAGGAGGUGAAGGACAUCAUCGCCUACCUGCGCCUCAUCGCCAACCCUGACGACGAUGUUAGCCUGAACCGCGUCAUCAACCUGCCCACGCGAGGCAUCGGCCAGCGCACCCUCGACCAUCUCGCCCGAACCGCAAGAGACGCCGGCACAUCGCAGUUCGCCGCCAUUCAGGCGCUGUCGGGCGACCCGUUCACGGCGCGAGCGCGUACUUCGCUCAUAGGCUUCGGCAAUCUCAUCAAGGGCAUCGCGGACGAGCGCGACGAACUUGACCUGCUCGACAUCAUCGACGCCGUCCUUGAACGCAGCGGCUACCAGCGCUGGCUAUCGGAUCAGCCCGAACGCAGCGAGGAACGGCUUGAGAAUAUUCAGGAGUUCCGUGCGUCCGCCCGCGACUACCUGCACUUCGGCAGAGCCGAGGCGCUCACCGCGUUCCUUGAGAGCGUCAGCCUCGUCGCCGAUGUGGACAGCAUGGAGGACAGGGCAGACGCCAUACGCUCAUCACGCUGCAUCAGGCGAAGGGCUUGGAGUUCCCCGUCGUCUUCAUGGUCGGCAUGGAAGAAGGACUGCUCCCGCACUCGCGCUCGGUGGACGACCCCACGCAAUUGGAGGAAGAGCGCCGCCUCUGCUAUGUCGGCGUUACCCGCGCCAAAGAGCGUCUGUACCUGCUGCGCGCGUUCAGGCGUGGCUUCCGUGGCGGCUCCGAGCCGGGCACACCAUCGCGUUUCCUCCUCGACAUCCCGCAGGAACUACUCACCGCGCCCGCGCAGCCCAAGCGCCCAAGCCCAAGCAGUCAGCGUUCGGCAAUCAGGCGCGGCGGUCAAGUGCAGAUACGCCCCCAGCGCCAGACAUCCGGCGCAGCGAUCGCGCAGGUCGCACCCAGUCCGUAACGCCUUCUGCUUCAGGCUGCGUUCACCCGGCGGAAUCCCAACGCGUAGAAGCGGCCGCGCCCCCAGAAUGUCCCCGGCCAGCGCCCCGUGCGUGAAGGAGCGGCAUCCGCAGGCGGGAGUGGUCAGAUGGCAGCCUCCCCGCAUCUGGCAACCGGAGACAAAGUAA